CGAGUGAGUUCUGAUCUUUUUCAUUAGACCGCAAAAGUAGGUGUGUCCCAAAUCCCAAUAAGUAUAUACUCUUAUAUGGUACAACAUACUAGCAUAGUAUAUACCUCUUACUUUCUCUCUCAAUCACAAUUUUUUCUUUCUUUCUUUCUUUCAUUCAUUCGCUUUUUACUGUUUGAUUUCUCAUCUCAACAAUUUUAGGGUUUCGUUCCCAAUUUCGAUUUCUCCUCGGGAACGGUGAUCUUUUUUGAUGAACUGAAGCAAUGAAGCAAGGAGUAUCUUCCCUGAAUCCAUAUGCAGCAUCGUACAUUCCACUUUCUAAAAGAAAUGCAAAUGAUAGAACUUUUGAGACAGCAAAAGACUCUAGGAGCGGCAAUGAGUCUUCAUGGUUUGUAACCCCUGAGCAACUCCAUUACAGAGCUUAUUAUGACUCCAAUGCUCAUGGAGCUGAAAAAGCCCCUAUUCCUGAUGUGGGGUCUACAGUGAAGAGCCACCAUGCAUAUGGUUAUGGUUCAUCACCACAAAAUGUAAAUCAAGCUGCAGAUAAGCAGAUGCUAGAUGAAUUUGACAUUGAUUUGGAAUAUCUUCAGAUGUCAUUUCCUGGUAUAUCUGAUCAGUCCCUUACUGAUGUUUAUGCGGCAAAUAGAGGUGACCUGGAAGCCACUGUUGACAUGCUGAACCAACUUGAGGUGUACAAUGUUACACUGUUGAGUCUUCUGAAAGUCUUCCAGACACUCUGGACAUUGGCGAUGUUUCAGAAUUUGGAUCUUCAGCUGAUUGUGCAUCACUGAAACUGAAGACCGUAAAGGGCGAAGCCAGUGCUGCUUCAUCCAGCUCCUAAGGUUCAUCAAGAUUAUCUCCUGAUUGAUUUUGCAAACAACAAAUCCAAUUGUUUGUCAAGGCAUGGUUGGUCUUGUGGAUAAGAAAUAUAUAAAUAGGGGAUUUUCCUCAGAGAUGGAGACAUCAGUUGUUAUCGUUGUAUAGUUCUCAGCUGCUUGAUUCACCCUUCUCUUUUCUUUCAAAGGCUCAUUGUUUUUGAUUGAUGGGUCAGAAUCCCCCUGUGCAGUUAUUAUGCGGAUUGCAGUUUUUUCUUUUCAAAAUGAAAGUCAUCUUUGCUGUUUUGCUUUCCUUCUUUGUGCGCUUGUCUUGGUUGGGUAGAUGCUGUGUAAGCGGGUAUCAUUCAAAUGUCACCUGAAGAUUUGAACGCGUGAUGCUUUAAGCUUGUGUAUUUUUUUGUGAUGAAAUAUAGCGCAAUUUCCAA
Molecule: messenger RNA, 1258 nt
Organism: Quercus robur (English oak)
Lineage: Eukaryota; Viridiplantae; Streptophyta; Magnoliopsida; Fagales; Fagaceae
Product: polyadenylate-binding protein-interacting protein 5-like
Exons: 3
Coding region: 261-788 (175 amino acids)
Molecular function (GO): ubiquitin binding
Source: RefSeq, a predicted model, not a curated record